Molecule: messenger RNA, 1005 nt
Organism: Rotaria sp. Silwood1
Lineage: Eukaryota; Metazoa; Rotifera; Eurotatoria; Philodinida; Philodinidae
Source: the annotation of a GenBank genome assembly
AUGGCACAAGCACCUGGUAGGACUGCCCGCAUUAUAUGUGGCAAAGAAAAAGUCACAUUUUUAUGUGGAGGAUGUACACAAGAAUUUUGUUUUAAUCAUUUGGCUGAUCACAAGCAAGAGCUAAGUAAACAAUUCGAUGAAGUUGAAGUUAAUCAUGACUUCUUUCGACAAAUACUUACGGAGCAAACAUCUAAGCCACAACAGCAUCCAUUAAUUCAACAAAUUGAUACAUGGGAAUAUGAUUCAAUUAAUAAAAUUCAACAAAAAGCGGAAAAAGCAAGGCAACUAGUACUUACUCACAUUAUUGAUUCCAUUAGACAAAUAGAAAAUAAGUUAAAUCAAUUAACUGAUAAAAUACGACAAAGUCGUGCAGAAAAUGAUUUUUUUGAAACAGAUUUACAUGGAUGGAAUGAUGAUUUAAUUCAAUUGAAAAAAAAACUUACUAAACCAUCAAAUAUCAAUGCUCGACAUGAUACUACACAACUUGUUACUACGCUUUCAAUUGAUGUUACAUCUUAUAAGCCUGUGAGACGAUGGAAACCUGAAGACACUAAUGGAAUAAUAGUAGCUGGUGGUAGUGGAGAAGGUGAUCGUCUUGAUCAACUUAGUGGCCGUUUUCAUAUUUUUGUCUAUAAUGAUCAGUCAAUAUAUGUGUCGGAUGAACACAAUCAUCGUGUGAUGAAAUGGAUGAAAGAUGCAAAAGAAGGUAUUGUUGUCGCUGGUGGUAACGGUCCAGGAAAUAGUCUAACCCAAUUGUGGGCUUCUAUAGGAGUGGCCGUUGAUCAGUUGGACACUAUCUAUAUUGCUGACUCAAAUAAUCAUCGAAUAAUCCGUUGGCCUCAAGAAGUUAAACAGGGUAGUAUUGUUGUUGAUGAAAAUGGUAAAGAAGAACAAGCAAAUCAACUCUCCAGUCCUUUAGAUUUAACGUUCGAUCAACAGGGAAAUUUAUAUGUUGUCGACAAUGGAAAUUAUCGAGUACAACGAUUCAAUAUAGAUAUAAGCUGA